Molecule: messenger RNA, 3422 nt
Organism: Vicia villosa (hairy vetch)
Lineage: Eukaryota; Viridiplantae; Streptophyta; Magnoliopsida; Fabales; Fabaceae
Product: GDSL esterase/lipase At3g14820-like
Exons: 3
Coding region: 794-1477 (227 amino acids)
Cellular component (GO): extracellular region
Molecular function (GO): hydrolase activity, acting on ester bonds
Source: RefSeq, a predicted model, not a curated record
AUAAUUGCAGAGAUAACCUAUGGUUUACUCUAUUCUCAUUUCCAUCGAAUCAAUUUUGCAUUUCAGAAAAAUCAAAUAGAGAUAACCUAAACACCCAUGAUUGGACUGCUCCCCGCCACCAGCCAGCGUUUCCGACCGGGAGUCCGACGCGACCUCCAUCCAUUCCGACGAAGCUCCGACUCCACCCUGCAGCCACCGCAAUCGCUUCCGAUUCCGACGCAAGCAGCCUAAUACGCGGCCAUCUCCCCCGAUUCAACGCCAUGAACACCACGCCGUAUCGAAUCGCAAAUAGCUCCGUCGCCGGAACCGCGAAAUCAGAUUCUAAGUCUACCCUGUAAGUUCUUUUUGCAUCCAUUUUACCAAUUUUUAGUUUCAGAGAGUCUCCUACCAGUCAAACUGAAUGCAGUUCCAUGCAUAAUUGAACCAAGGAGUUCCUGGUAAAAAUUUGUGGCAAUUAAUCAUUGGAAGUUACAAAACUAAUUCACAAUGUCUAGCGUGGGUCCUUAUACCAACCCAAUUGGGUCACAAGUCUUUAGGCAUAGUCGCACAACUUAUUUAAUGCACACAUAUGCAAUUCAAUCUAUUCAUAUACUGAAUCUAGUAAACUACUGACAAAACUUUACCUUCAUUGCAUAACAAUCUCUCAUCACAGCACAAAUAAAUACCCUUCAAUUUUUGUCAUUACUACUAUUAUUAUUGAUCUACAUUCAUAUUGAUAUUGAAGCAGAAGGAGAAAACUUUCUAAACAAAAACUAUAUACAGUUGUAUUAGUAGUGUACCAUUUCUAUACAUUAUGAAGUUCCAAACACAUUCUUAUCUAUUUUCCACUACAUUUCUCCGUUUGACAAUAUUUUUAGUUAUUUUUUGCAAAACAAAAGCUGUUUUGAAACUGCUGCCAAAUGUUUCGAUUACAGCGGUGUUUGUGUUUGGAGAUUCAAUCAUGGAUACUGAAAAUAACAACAAUAUGUCAACACCGUCUCGGUGCAAUUACCCUCCUUAUGGAAGAGAUUUUAAAGGAGGAAUUCCAUAUGGAAGAUUUAGCAACGGAAAAGUUCCGUCUGAUUUUUUAGUUUCAGAAUUAGGAAUAAAAGAGUAUCUACCAGAAUAUUUGGAUCCAAAUCUGCAGCCUAGUGAAUUGCUCACAGGUGUGAACUUUGCAUCUGGUGGUGCAGGAUAUGAUCCUUUGACAUCAAAAUUAGAGGUAGCUAUAUCUAUGUCUGGACAACUAGACUUGUCCAAAGGUUACAUUGUGAGACUUAAAAGACUUGUUGGUGAAGAUAGAACAAAUUUCAUCUUAGCCAAUAGUCUCUUUUUUGUGGUAUUAGGAAGCAAUGAUAUUUCUAACACAUACUAUUUGUCUCAUAUGAGACAAGUGGAAUAUGAUUUUCCUACUUUCUCUGAUUUCUUAGUCAACUCAGCUUAUAACUUCUACAAGGUAAUUUUGAACUUUCAUCGAAACUAUUUCAUCCACUUUUAAUUUUUUCAACACAUGUUAUUAAGGCUGUUAAAAAAAAACUAUGAACUGAACUAUACCGUCGAACCAAACUGUACUGAAGUUAAAAUAAUUGAACCGUUAUUUUUGGUUAGUGAGUCAAAUCAUAGUGUACAAACAAUUUUAGAACCAAAGUAGAUUGAAUUCGUGGUCGGUUGGGUCAAAGUAACAUUAUGCAACUUUCAGAUGUAUGAGUAUCUAGAAAAUCGGGUAUAAGGAUAGUUGAACGGCGAUGUAAUUGACAAUGCAGGAUGGAUAUGAGUUGGCAUAAGAGCUACUACUAGAACGGGAAAGACUGCAAUCUUUUGGUCAGAUAGCAUAAAAUAUUGUACUUCUCUACUAUGCUUCAUAAAGUACACUCUUUAUGCAUGAGAAUAUGAAGGACCUGCAAACAAGCAACCUUGAAAUUGAAUUAAACUUUUGUAGAUCUUGAUCAGAUUUCGGCAGCAUUGGAGGUUCUGCAGAGCGGGUGCUGUAAAUUGGAGUUGCAAUUUCUUGCUGUAGUUUAUGCAGAGUUGGUAUUUCAAAUAUUUGUAGUGGAGUUGAUCUAAUCAACUAUCAAUCCAAAACAACUUCAUGAGCUGUCAACUGUGCUACCUUAGAUAGUUCUGUUUGUUGGUAGGGUUAUGGCGAUUUAUGAUUCAUCAGGCCUUCAAUUGUUUGGAAGUGCAGAGGCAGUGUCGGUUUCCUUAAGAGUUUUGAUAUUUGGUUUAUGGUGUGAGAAUUUGAUCCUGCAUGAAUUAGGUGUCAAGAGUUUAUGAUAUUUGGUUUUUGGUGUGAGAAUCAGAGUUUAGUGUUAUUGAAAAGGAGUAUAGUUUCUGAAGUCCUAUGUUGAUGCGGCUGCUGGUGUGGGUUUUGCACGCUCGUGCAGGGUGACAGUUAUAUCGCAAGUGAAAUUUUUAGGCUCAAAUCUAUUGGUUGAAUUAGUUUGAUGCGUUUGCUUGGUGGUCUUUGCAGUAUUGUUCCCUUCAGUUCGAUGUUGCGUUGGAUCUUAGCUCCGCCGGUGUUCCAUUUUGCCGGUCUUUUUCUUGGUUGCAGCUCCAUAAUUUCAACUGCGUAGCAUCAUUUGUUUUGUAGUUUUAGGAUGAUUUAGUCCUGAUAUACUUGUGGAUGCUGGUGCAGGCAGAUGGUUUUUAGACUGAUACUGGCGUUUUAGCAGUGUUUUAGCAGUAGUGUGGCCUGGUGUGCUUUAUCCUUAUAUUACAGCAUCACUUCUUGUGCUGUUCAUUUUUAAUACAAUUUUAGUUUUUCCAAAUUUUUUAUUUUGAGGGUUGUUUAUUAUACUUCGUUGUUGAUACACCUGUGUCACUAUGUAUACUAAUAGACUUUUGUGUAUGAUUGCUCCUUACUUAUUUUUUUCCAGUUUGAUAUGCUUAGUUAAUGCUCUCACCUCGUGAUGUCUAGAUAUAUCAUUGCAUGUGAAACCUCAAAGACAGGCUUCGAGUUUUUUGCCAUUGUAAUUCUUAAUGAUAUAUUUUUUAUUUACUAGUUUAUUUGCAUUCCAUAACUUCUAGAUUAAGUUAUAUUAUCUUGCAUCCAUGACUUUAAAUGGACCAAAUAAAUGAUAAAAUAAAUUGAAUAAUUAUUUUCAAUCAAUAAGAAUUAAAUGAGAUUUUAUUGAACUACUACCUUAAUUUUAUACAUAAAAGUUGUUAAGUUUUUGAGUCAAAAUUUGGGAUAAUUUUGUCAUUUUUAAAAUUAUUUUGCAAAAUUUUUUUUAUCUUUAUUUAUUUAUUAUUUUUAAAUAAUUUUGUAAAAGAGUAAUUUUUCUGAAAAAAAAAUCCAAAUAACCAGGUUUAAAAAAAAAUUACACUAAAAACCAGGUUUUCAGGAAAAUUACCUGUAUGACCAGGUUUUGCAGGUGGUCUCAACAUAGGAGCCACCUGCGGUGGCGCAAACUCACAAAUGACAACACAUAUGCGCCACCUGU